Exophiala oligosperma is the source of this 4433-nucleotide messenger RNA. RefSeq lists its product as uncharacterized. Lineage: Eukaryota; Fungi; Ascomycota; Eurotiomycetes; Chaetothyriales; Herpotrichiellaceae. The record is from RefSeq and is a predicted model, not a curated record. The transcript is spliced from 2 exons. The coding region runs from base 111 to 4082 and encodes 1323 amino acids.
UAUAUCCCUAAUUGUCACCAACUCCUCUAAUAGUCAUCCGCAUCACUCAACCUAUGUUGCUCCCACGUCCUUGGUCAUGCCAUUAGACGCAACUUUGCCCACUGCCAGACAUGGGCGACCUCAAUAUCAAACUGGGUCAUACGAUUGUGACCCAGGAUGGAAGAGAAGGGAUCAUUCGAUAUAUUGGACCAUUACACAUCGCGGCUGGUGAAUGGUUAGGUCUCGAACUUCCAGAUCAAUCCGGCAAAAAUGAUGGAUCUGUUAAAGGCCAACGUUAUUUCCAGUGUACCCCUGGCUAUGGCAUCUUCGUGCGAAAGGAGUCGGCCAUUACCAUCUCCAAGCUGUCCUCACAGAACCCGAGGCUCAACGGGGCUCCGACCUCUAAUGGCCCCUCCACCAAACCGAGACCAUCCAGCGGAGUGACGGCGGACGUUGCGAGGAAGAGGCAGAGUUUGAUGAGUUCAGGCUCAGGGUCGGCCACGACAUCAAGAUUGUCAUUAAGGUCUCCUACCAAAUCACCUACGAAGCCGACACCCUCCGUCGCCAGUUCGACCGGGUCAACUCCACGCACAGGAACUCCUGCAACAACCGCACGAACUUCCGAUUCCAGUACUAGAUCUAGGCUCAGUACAGCCGGAAGAUCGUCAAUGGCUCCGCCUAGCACGACAACACGAUCGAGUUCAGUCGCGAGUCGACAGUCUUUGGCAGGCGGUGCGGUAAAACCAUUGUCCACAAGACCUGCUUCGAUACAGUCACGACAGUCAUUGGCGGGUCCCCGGCUGUCCAUGGUCUCAAAAGCAGCUCCCAAACAUGACACAGUCGUCUCGCCCUCUGCAUCUCAUGAAAGCGUCUCGUCGCCACCCCUGCACGAAGAAAAGGAAUCGGACCAGGAAGCACCACCCGAUGCAGACAAGCACAAGCCUGAGCCUCCAAAAGCACAAGACCGAACAUUCGAGUCUAUCGCCACACGCCAACAAUCUGAUACUUCACUUCGAGAUGCUGGUAACGCUCUGGCCGAGGAUCGGUCGAGACAUGCUCAAGUGAUCAAAACCCUCGAAACGAAGGUUCGCAGCUUGCAGAAACAGCGCCGGGAAGACCAGGCUGAACUACAAAGCCUUCAAGACCUUAAGGCCCAAGUUGCACGGUAUGAGGGUAUCAUUCAGACCCUGCAAAAGAAAAUCAAAGCCAAUCAACAAGAGAUGGCAGAUCUCAAGGCCAAAUAUGAAGAUGCAGAAAGUCGGGCUCACAACGUUCCUGAUCGCAGUGCCGAACAUGAAUCCGAACUUGAGCUGGCUACGCUUGACAAGGAGAUGGCCGAAGAACGUGCCGACACCUUCGAGGCAGAGUUAGAGGCCUUGAAACUGAAGCAUGAAGAACUGGAGCUCGAAGCAGAGAUCCUGAGAGAAGAAAACCGGGAACUGAGUUCAGUCAUGAGUCCGGAAGACAAAGCUAGUGCUGGCUGGCUUCAGAUGGAGCGUGAAACCGAAAGGUUGAGGCAAGCACUGGUUAUGCUGCGUGAUAUGUCUCAACAGAAUGAAGCCGAUAUGAAGAGUGAAAUCAAAGAACUCCACGAGACUCUCGAUGAGUUGGAACAUUCCUCCUCGAAGUACGAAGAGGUAUCGGCCAAACUUAGCAAGUCUGAAGAAACUAAUCAACACCUUCGAGAGCAGCUUGAAGCAGCCGAAGCGAAUGACGAUAUGCUAGAGGCGAUGAGUGCCGAGCGAGACCAGAAUCGUAGUGAGAUUGAAUUGCUCAAGAGGCAAAUUCAGGACUUUGAAGAGCACAUCCAGGUGACUGAUGAACUGGAAGCAUUCCACGUGGAAGAAGAAAAACGUCUUCACUAUCAACUGGAUGAGAGCGAGGCAAUCAUCAAUGACAAACAAAGGCGAAACCUCGAGCAGCAGAAGACCAUUGAGGACAUGGAAUACACUCUAAGCAAGUUCAGGGAGAUCGUCCAAGGCCUUCAGGGUGAUAUUGACGAACUUCGCCGGUCGCGAGAGAUCAGCGAGACUGAAGCAAACGAAAUGAGUAGUAAGUCACGAGCCAUGAUGGAGCUGAAUCUCAAACUGCAAAACUCGGCGACAAAAACACAACUCAAAGCAAUAGACCUGGAAAUGGGCAAAAUGCGGGCCGAACAAGCAAGUUUGCACCUCGAAAUCUUGCAAUACUUCAUACCGGAAACUUUUGAUGUUGACAAGAAACCUAUUGCUGCCCUCUUGUGCUUCAAACGGAUCAGGUCGAAGGCACAUUUGAGCAAGACUAUCCUGAUGGACAAAAUUCGAGAUCGGCCCGACCUUCUCCAGGACAAUGUAGUGUCCAUAUUUGCUGUGAUGGAGAAAAUGAGCUACAUCGCCACCAUCUGUGAGAGAUUUGUGCAGUUCAUGACGACUUGUUCUUUGAGUGACUUCAUAAAAUACUCUGCUGCACCCUUUGAACUUGAGCCUGUGGAACUAGCCGUCACUGGCUGGGUUGAAGCAUUACGCCGGGAUGAGCUUGCGUCUGAUAGAGCCGAUCAUUUACAACGUAUGGCUGGCAUUCUUGUCGACAUGGCGGAGAAAUUGCUUUCCGAUAGCCUCGAAACUAAAGCUAUGGAGCUAUUGGCAAACGCUUCCAUGACCGAAAUGUACACCGACAGCGUGGCACAUCAAGCGCAGGUUCUCGCGAAAGCGGUGCAGGCCAGACUGGGAGGUUCGACUGCCGACGACGAAAGCGCCCUGACCUUUGAGAAGAGAGUGGAUCAACUUGGUAUCAAGGCUCGCACAGUCAAGUACACUUCUGGAAAACUCCUCCACACCCUCGAUGAUCUCCGAGCUCGUUCAAUGUGCCUUGGAGAGCCAAUGUGGCAUUCGUUUGCGGAAGCGGAGCACGUAGCCUCGACAUUAUCCCAAUUGACUCAGCACAUUGGACAUGCAGUCAUGGAAGAACUCAACAAAGAUGAAAGAGAUGAGCCACUUUCAUAUGCGACACUUGUUGAUGCUAUGUCGAAAUUUAUCGACAAAGAACGACCAGCUUCCACCGUGCAAGUUGACUCGCAGGAUGUGUUCGACAUCUUGGCGAAGCACUUAUCCGCUCUGCAAGCCACUAUUGAUGAUCUGCACACCAAAUCGGCCGACCUAUCCGGAGCAUUUGAAUUCGAGAAGGGCCCCGCACCAUGGGCUUUGCGAGCGAAAGAGGUUAAGGCGCAGAAAGUCUUGUCGCAAGACAUGCAAGAGGAAAUGGCUCGACUGAAAUCAAGAAUACAAGAACAGACCAUCAGAAUCAGCGAGAAGGACAGGCAGCUUGAAGAACAACAGGUCAAGGUCGAACUGCUUGAAUCGAGAGCGAGAGAGACCAAGAUCAAAGACGACGGCGUCAAAGCUAUGAAAGAAGAGAUCGAGAAACUACGAGCCGAAAGCGCGGCAGCAUCCCAAAGUCUACGCCAAUUGGAGGCUGACCACCGUGCCCUGCUUGAGAACCGGGAAAGCGAUAAAUUGGAACUGGACGCCAUGAAACAAAGAGCACCCGCAGACAGUCAAGGGAUCCUCACUGGUCCUGUGGAUGAAACCACAUCUUUGCAAUUCAAGGCCGAAGUUGAACUACUCAAGACUGAGAUCGUGAGUCUACAAGCGUCCGUACGAUUCCUGAAGUUCGAGAACACGCAACUCAGAGUGCCAGUCGAUGAAGCUGGCCUGGAAGCCAUUGAGCAUGGCUGGCUUGAUCCAAACCAGCUGAAACCAAAACGAGGCGGAGACAAGACCAUGGAGUUGCGCACCGGAUCCAAGGACGUUUUAGCUAGUCUAAUUCAUCUGGCCAAAGCUUCGAAACCUAUAAAGUUGGUUGCAAGAACUAGUUCUGAUCAGGCUGAUACAAGUCGAGCAUCUACCUGGCGAUCACAAUCGACUACGACAUUGUACCAAGUUCUCCAGCGGAAAGAGGAAUUGGAACGGUGGAAUGAAAUGAAGGACGAUUUGAUCAAAAGAGCCAGGAUCAUAAUGCGACCUGCAAAGCCGCAACAUAGUGGCCAUGGAAAGCUCUGUGGCUUCGAAGAGGGACAGGAGACUUUCUUGCCGUCGAGCGAAGGCGUGCACAUUGUGCAGCAUUGAUAUAAAGAAAGCGACAGCUGUUAUCAGUUGUGCUCGGUCACGGGCAAGGAUUUCCCGGGUAUAUUUGUUUGAGAGUUGCUCAGGCUGGGGUUACUGGACGAAGGGAGUGCUUGUUUGACAAAUCCAAUACCUCGAAGGGAUCACUUUCUCAAGCUUAUUACUUUUCGAUUCGAAAUUUACUUCACUUCAUGUACACUGAUACACAUAAUGAGCUUAGGGUGGACCGAUGACAGCAACAGCGUGUCGUCUGUAGGUGUGGUCGUGGAAGAUUUGACGUGCAACCACAUCCAAACAUUUCAUAUUCUGCCAUAUUUGUCUUUGGAUUUGAAUACGUCUUCCAACGAGUGGCUG